Molecule: messenger RNA, 4034 nt
Organism: Eubalaena glacialis (North Atlantic right whale)
Lineage: Eukaryota; Metazoa; Chordata; Mammalia; Artiodactyla; Balaenidae
Gene: SEMA6C
Product: semaphorin 6C
Exons: 20
Coding region: 347-3253 (968 amino acids)
Biological process (GO): positive regulation of cell migration; axon guidance; semaphorin-plexin signaling pathway
Molecular function (GO): chemorepellent activity; semaphorin receptor binding
Source: RefSeq, a predicted model, not a curated record
CCAGAGCUCCGGGCGGUCGCAUUGUUUUCCUCCGCGGAGCCGCGGCGGGAGUGGGGUUUGCGACUGGGAUCCAGGGCUCACCCGACCUGACAGCGCCCGGGAGCUCAGAUCCAAGCUCCAUCCAAUUCAGACGUUCAUCACGUCUCGCUAGAGCCCCAACCACCGACUGCGAACUCGGCGCGGUGCGCGGCCGCUGCCCGCCCGCUGAGAUCUCUAUUCCACUGACCCGGAUCUCGGAGCAAGUCAGAGGUCUCCUAUCCCCCUCAAACCCCCACAGGAGUCACCACCCCAGGGCCAGCAUAUGGGUGAGGGGGCAACCCCUGGGGCCUGAGCUGCCCCACACAGGAUGCCCCGUGCCCCCCGCUUCAUGCCCUUGCUGCUACUGCUGUUGCUGCUGUCACUUCCCCACACCCAGGCUGCCUUUCCCCAGGACCCCCUCCCUCUGCUGACCUCUGACCUGCAAGGUAUUUCCCCAUUAUCCUGGUUCCGGGGCCUGGAGGAUGAUGCUGUGGUGGCAGAACUUGGGCUGGACUUUCAGAGAUUCCUGACCUUGAACCGGACCUUGCUAGUGGCUGCCCGGGAUCACGUUUUCUCCUUCGAUCUUCAAGCCCAAGAAGAAGGGGAGGGGCUAGUGCCCAACAAGUAUCUAACAUGGAGGAGUCAAGACAUGGAGAACUGUGCCGUGCGGGGGAAGCUGACGGACGAGUGCUACAACUACAUUCGUGUUCUCGUUCCCUGGGACUCCCAGACACUCCUUGCCUGUGGAACGAACUCAUUCAGCCCCGUGUGCCGCAGCUAUGGGAUAACUUCGCUGCAGCAGGAGGGUGAGGAGCUGAGUGGGCAGGCUCGAUGCCCCUUUGAUGCCACCCAGUCCAACGUGGCCGUCUUUGCAGAGGGCAGCCUGUAUUCAGCCACAGCCGCGGAUUUCCAGGCCAGUGACGCUGUGGUUUACAGAAGCCUUGGGCCUCAGCCCCCACUCCGCUCCGCCAAGUACGACUCCAAGUGGCUCCGAGAGCCACACUUUGUCCACGCUUUGGAGCAUGGAGACCAUGUCUACUUCUUCUUCCGAGAAGUCUCUGUGGAGGACGCCCGGCUGGGGAGGGUACAGUUCUCCCGUGUGGCCCGUGUGUGUAAGCGUGACAUGGGCGGCUCACCUCGGGCCUUGGACCGCCACUGGACAUCCUUCCUGAAGCUGCGGCUCAACUGCUCUGUCCCUGGGGACUCUACCUUCUAUUUUGACGUCUUACAGGCCUUGACAGGGCCUGUGAACUUGUAUGGCCGCUCUGCUCUCUUUGGGGUCUUCACCACCCAGACCAAUAGCAUCCCCGGCUCUGCGGUCUGUGCCUUCUACCUGGAUGAUAUUGAGCGUGGGUUUGAGGGAAAGUUCAAGGAGCAGAGGAGUCUGGAUGGGGCCUGGACCCCUGUGUCUGAGGACAGGGUCCCCUCCCCCAGGCCAGGAUCCUGUGCAGGAGUAGGUGUAGCUGCAUUGUUCCCCUCUUCUCGAGACCUCCCUGAUGAUGUCCUGACCUUCAUCAAGGCUCACCCACUCCUGGACCCUGCCGUGCCGCCUGCCACCCAUCAGCCUCUGCUCACCCUCACCAGCAGGGCCCUACUGACCCAGGUAGCUGUGGAUGGCAUGGCUGGUCCCUACAGUAAUACCACAGUCCUGUUCCUUGGCUCCAACGAUGGGACAGUGCUGAAGGUGCUGCCCCCAUGGGGGCAAUCUGGGGGCCCUGAGCCCAUUCUGUUGGAAGAGAUCGAUGCCUACAGCCCCUCCCGGUGCAGUGGGAAGCGGGCAGCCCAAACAGCACGGCGGGUCAUAGGGCUGGAGCUGGACACUGAAGGUCACAGGCUCUUUGUGGCUUUUUCUGGCUGUAUCAUCUACCUCCCUCUCAGUCGAUGUGCCCGGCAUGGGGCCUGUCGGAGGAGCUGUCUGGCUUCUCAGGACCCAUACUGUGGAUGGGAUAGCUCCAGAGGCUGUGUGGAUAUCAGGGGACCUGGUGGGAUUGAUGUGCAUCCAGCUGGGAACCAGGAAUCCAUGGAGCAUGAUGACUGCCAAGAUGGAGCUACUGGGAGUCAGUCUGGCACAGGGGAUUCUGCUUAUGUGCUUCUGAGUCCUGGCCCUUCCCCUGAGACCCCAAGCCCCCCCAGUGAUGCCCACCCCCGGCCCCAGUCUUCCACUCUUGGAGCUCACACUCAGGGCGUGCGACGGGACCUCCCGCCAGACUCAGUCUCCCGCUCCGUCCCCAUCCCACUCCUCCUGGCCUGUGUGGCCGCAGCCUUCGCCCUGGGCGCCUCGGUCUCUGGCCUCCUGGUCUCCUGCGCUUGUCGCCGCGCCCACAGACGUCGGAGCAAGGAUAUCGAGACUGCGGGGCUCCCGCGCCCUCUCUCCCUUCGCAGCUUGGCCCGUCUGCACGGGGCGGGCCCAGAGCCGCAGCCAACGUCCAAGGACGGAGAGGGGGCACAGACACCCCAGCUUUACACCACCUUCCUGCCUCCUCCCGAGGGCGUACCCCCGCCGGAGCUGGCCUGCCUGCCCACCCCGGAGUCCACGCCGGAGCUGCCGGUCAAGCACCUCCGCCACGCCGGGUGUCCCUGGGAGUGGAACCAGAACGGGAACAACGCCAAGGAGGGCCGGGGCCGCGCCCGGGGCGGCAACACGGCGGGCGGCCCCGCGCCGCGCGUGCUGGUGAGGCCGCCGCCGCCCGGCUGUCCCGGGCAAGCCGUGGAAGUCACCACCCUCGAGGAACUGCUGCGCUACCUGCACGGCCCGCAGCCGCCCAGGAAGGAGGCCGAGCCCCCGGCCGCCGCCCCUUUCACCUCGCGGGCGCUGCCGCCCGAGCCCGCCCCCGCCCCCGCCCCCACCCUCUUUGCCGGCCCCAGCCUGCUACCCCGGGACUGUGCCACGCCUCGGAGGCUGGACGUGCCCCCGGAGGGCAAGCGCCCGGCCCCCGCCACCCGGCCUGCUGUCUCCGCCCCAGCUCCCCGGCUCGGGGUGGGCGGCAGCCGGAGGUUGCCCUUCUCCACGCACCGUGCACCCCCCGCGCUGCUCACCCGAGUCCCCUCGGGAGGCCCCUCCAGGUACUCCGGGGGUGCCGGGAGACACCUCCUGUACCUGGGCCGGCCUGAGGGGCACCGGGGCCGCGCCCUAAAGAGGGUGGACGUCGAGAAGCCCCAGGUGCCCCUGAAGCCUCCCCUUGUCGGGCCUUCCUCGCAGCCGGCCGUCCCUAGUGGCAACCAUUUUAACUUUUAAAGGGAGCUGCUCCAAGGCCUCAAAUGGGACCCUCGAGGCCCAUGCCCUCAAAGGCCGUGAGCGUGGACGCAUCUCCAAGGACAGGUCACCUCCUUCUCUCCUUGUUCCACACCUCCAGCCUUCCUGGACUCUGAGAGUCUCCCGGGGUCCCUGCCCGCCCCGGGUUUAUUUAUUGACUGCCGACUGUCUUUCCCCCUGUCCUCGAGAGAGGAGUGGGAGGUGAGAAGCUCGCCCCCUCAGUGAGCCAGCUUUUCGGGGGGAACUGGCACACUCCCACCCCCCCCACCUCCCUCAGCCAAGCUGCCUUAACUCGCCCCUCCGGGCCUCCAGAGACUGGGCCCCGGGCGGGCCGCACGGCGGACGGACGGGGCUGCGCGACGCCCGUUGUGUACAGAGUUCUCGGGCCUCCUGGGACGUGCCUCCUCCUACUGUGUAGGAGCCUCCCCUUCCCAAUACAGCUGUGUCCCCGAGCCGCUGCCUGACUUUACUCGCGGAGGGGGCGGGGCGGGAGUCGGUCGGUUGCUCUGAGCCCUUUUUCUCCAGAAUCCCUGCCUUCAACUUGGCCUUGAGCUCUCUCCCGAGUAAUUGGGAUGGCUGCGCUCCCACCGGGGUUAAUCAGGAAAGAUUUCCUGAAGCAGGCAAGCUAAGAAAUGGUGCGUGGAGAUGAACCAGGGCCCAGGAGACCCCGGCUAGAAUUUAGGUGGGGUUAGGGAGGGUACUCCGAGCACGUUUCUGGACCGAGAUAAGAGGGACUUUUUCGUAGAAUGCUCUGGCGUGGGGG